Messenger RNA from Fraxinus pennsylvanica, 2142 nucleotides. Lineage: Eukaryota; Viridiplantae; Streptophyta; Magnoliopsida; Lamiales; Oleaceae. The record is from the annotation of a GenBank genome assembly.
AUGCCGAAGUGCAAAGAGAGCAAAGGAAAGGAUUGGUUGUACGAGCUUUGUCUUUAUGCGUGCUAUGUUGUGCCUCCUAUAUUUGAAAAAUGUCUCAUAAGGAGAAAGCUCAGCCGACUCAUUGGAGCUAAAAGCUCGAUUCUGCCUCCUCCCCUUUCUUCUCACUUGACUGGUGAGCUAUUUACCAUCAACACUGCAGUUCCUUUUCGGGCAGCUGUAGGACGGAGCCGAGCAUCCCCUCAUGUUUUUACUGAGAUUCUUGAAAUGAAGCCAGGAGCACUUCCAAUGGGUUCAAAAGCAGUUGAAGAUUUAAUAGAGGCUUCAUCAGGUGCCCAUUUUUCUGGAUUUCACUUAGAUAAUGGAGAGCCAGGUAUUUCACAAGUGGAGCAAACAAAUACCUCUACCACUGAAAAUAUCAAGCAACCUUUCGUGAUUGGAGUUGCUGGAGGUGCAGCUUCUGGGAAGACUACAGUUUGUGAUAUGAUUAUUGAGCAGCUACGCGAUCAGCGUGUUGUACUUGUUAACCAGGAUUCUUUUUAUCACAAUUUGAACCCAGAUGAACUUAAAAGAGUUCAUGAAUACAACUUUGAUCAUCCUGAUGCAUUUGACACUGAGCAAUUAUUACAUAUUAUGGAACAACUGAAGCAUUUCCAAGCUGUAGAUAUUCCAAAGUAUGACCUUAAGAGUUAUAAAAGUGACGUCUUCCCUGCUCGAAGGGUAAAUCCCUCUGAUGUUAUUAUUUUGGAAGAUGCUGAUGUACGCCUGGCAAGGAGAAUAAGGCGUGACACAGUCGAAAAAGGUAGAGAUAUUGGUACGGUACUUGAUCAGUACUCAAAAUUUGUGAAGCCUGCUUUUGAUGAUUUCAUACUUCCAACAAAAAAGUACGCCGAUAUUAUCAUUCCUCGGGGAGGAGACAAUCAUGUUGCUAUUGAUUUGAUAGUGCAACAUAUUCAGACUAAACUUGGUCAACACGAUCUUUGUAAAAUAUACCCUAAUCUAUAUGUCAUUCAAUCAACUUUCCAGAUACGCGGCAUGCACACGCUAAUACGUGAUUCUCAGACAACAAAACAUGAUUUUGUCUUUUAUGCUGAUAGGUUGAUCCGCUUGGUUGUUGAACAUGGUCUCGGUCAUUUGCCAUUUACGGAAAAGCAAGUGAUCACUCCAACUGGAUCUGUAUACAUUGGAGUGGACUUUUGUAAGAGGUUAUGUGGCGUCUCCGUAAUUAGAAGUGGUGAAAGCAUGGAAAAUGCCCUGCGAGCAUGUUGUAAAGUUUCUGUCCAGCCCAUUGAAGAGUUGCCUCCAAAGCUUCAAGAUAUCAUCAAACUGUUCCAUGCAGUUCAAGAACCAAAGGCCAAGUAUGAACAGUUGUUGUUCUAUGGAAGAAAUUCGAAGCCUUUGGAAUCUCAAUAUAAAACAAGUGAAAAUAAAGUGCAGGGUUGUGUUUCGCAGGUGUGGGUCAGAGCAUAUCUUGACUGUGAUAAAAAUGUGAUCUUUGAGGCAGAUUCUGAUUCAGUUCUCACUAAAGGGCUGGCUGCUUUGCUAGUUCAGGGUCUUUCUGGCCGGCCCGUGGAAGAGAUUCUGAGGGUUUCACCGGAUUUUGUGGUGCUUCUUGGGUUGCAGCAGAGUUUGACCCCGUCUAGGAAUAAUGGGUUCUUGAAUAUGUUGAAGUUGAUGCAGAAGAAGGCUCUGCAAUUGUAUGUGGAAAGUGAAAAGGAUGGUAAUUCAAGCAAUAAAUUAGCAGAAAAAAACCUGGCUCAGAAUUCAGAUUUGAGGUUGAAGAAUGAUGGUGGAAAUGGUAAAUCAAAUGUUAAAGAAAGUCCCAGUGCUUUGGAGUCUGGUGUGGGUAAUGUUAGUGUAUUAGGGAAUAGAGGGACGUGGAUAAAGGAGAAGUUGGAGAAAGAGCUGAGACCUAUUGAAUUGGAAGUUGAGGAUAUAUCAUACCAGCAUGCAGGUCAUGCUGGGGUUAAGGGAAGCAAUGGGGAGACACAUUUUAAUGUGAAAGUGUUUUCUGAAGAAUUUGAAGGCAAGAGCUUGGUUAAGAGGCAUAGAUUAAUUUACAGCUUGUUGCAAGACGAAUUGCAGAAUGGUCUACAAGCAUUGUCAAUUGUGGCAAAGACACCUUCUGAAGUUGAUCCCCAAUGA